Syngnathus typhle (broad-nosed pipefish) is the source of this 2169-nucleotide messenger RNA. RefSeq names its product mitochondrial translational initiation factor 3 (gene mtif3). Gene Ontology annotation, biological process: mitochondrial translational initiation; ribosome disassembly. Gene Ontology annotation, molecular function: ribosome binding; translation initiation factor activity. The record is from RefSeq and is a predicted model, not a curated record. NCBI's taxonomy places the organism in Eukaryota, Metazoa, Chordata, Actinopteri, Syngnathiformes, Syngnathidae. The transcript has 7 exons. Gene Ontology annotation, cellular component: mitochondrion. Bases 96 to 941 code for a protein of 281 amino acids.
CCCAGAGUAAAUAAACGAGGAAGAGCAUUGCGGAAGAAACCGGUAGCAGUCACCCUUCAGCUUCUGUAAAUAUGAAUACGCGACAUUGAACGAUUAUGGCAGCAGGCUGUGUGAGGAAAGUACUUUAUGCAGUCCAAAUGGUGAAUGGGGGCAGUCCAGGCUUGUGGACGCCAGCAUUAAGGGCUCUCGGGAGGAGCAAAAAGAGCAGCAUCUUUGCUAACCACUGGAGAUGGUCACCCUUCUGCACAGAGGUGGAUAACUUGAACCCAACUCCUGCAGUAAAGAAAAAAAAAGAUCCUCAUGCUCGUACAACGAUCACCAGCGUAGGCCGAAAAAUCUCAGCGCGACAAAUCCAAGUAAUUAGUGAGACCGGAGACAACUUGGGUGUCCUCCACCGUGCGGAUGUGCUCAGAAUCAUGGAUGAGAAGGGUCUCAAACUGGUGCUGCUCAGUGAACGACAGGAGCCCCCAGUCUAUCGCCUGAUGAGUGGGAAACAAAUCCAUGAAGAACAAAUGAAAAUGUGGGAGAAACAGAAAGCAAAAACAGCUCCCGUGCAGGUCAAAGAGCUUACCUUUUCAUCUGGCAUCGCACCUCACGACCUGACCGUCAAAUUGAAGCAAGUAGAAAGCUGGUUGGAGAAAAAGCACCACGUUAGGAUUACAUUGCGCUCGCCACGCAGAGAGUCUUCCAACAAUCUGGAUCAAAACCUAGAGCAGAUUGUGCAACGAAUAGAUGUGAUGGUGGGAUUUGUCGCCCAGCCAAAAGUCAUACGUGAGGGUCAAGCGGCCAUGUGCAUACUUCGGCCACCUUCAGCUAAGGAACUGUCCAAAAGAGACAAAGUACAAACUUCAUUGGCGCAGACUGCCAACGCACAGGCUGCCCAGGAUGAAACACCCUCGGACACACAAGAACACGCUUCAACAAUGAUCAAUGAGAAAUAAACUAUAAUUGGUCGUUCAAUCUCUUUAAAUCCUCCUGCAAGGUGGCAAGGAACAUCGUACUCAAUCUCAUCGUGGCGUGACGGGCUAAGGAACAUGGUCCCGUCCACCAGCGGAAACUGUUCAAACACUGGCAACGCCCGGUGGCAUAGUGCACAGUUGACCAUGUUUCUCUGGCUUGCACUGAGUGUGGACAGGAUGAACCUAAAAGAACAUAAAACAAAUAUACACCAGUGUCCCCUCCCACAAGGCCAGUGAGGAAAUUAAGUAGUGAUCAUCUGCAUCACAUUCAUGUGGGAGGCUGCUGAUUUACGAUGGUUGUGAACAUUGAUCUUUUGCUCUCAUGAAAGAAAAUGUGACAAAGCAGUGUGAAGUUAAAAGAUUUCAUUUAUUGGAAUGUAGACAUGGGUUAUUGCCACUACAAAAGACAGUAAUUCUAACACACUAUCCAGGAGUUAUAUAUUCAUUCACAGACAUUGAUCAUAGAGGUAUUGAUGCUGUUCUGGCGAGGCCUCUCUCUUCUUGCUUUACGAUAUGUUCACCUCAUUUACAUUUUAGAAUGGAAUCUCCCUCAAUUGUUACAAAUGCACAAGGGCCUACAUGAUGCGAUUUAACAGUCGGCAUGCUUAAAACCAUGCAGAAGAUCGUUUUACACCAGCAAAUAGGCCUGAUCUGCAAAUGUCAUUGGCCUCACAGUACGAAAUAAACAGUGGUAAAUAGACAAAAACUACUGUACUGGUUCAUUUAUCAAGCAUAUUUGGUUGAGUUGAUUUGGUCCUGAGGAAACAUUACAAACUGAUUUUUGUUGGCACCCUUUAGUAAUUGUAUGCUCUACAAAAAUUGCACAACAAACACGUGUCCAAUGUAAACACUUUGUCCAUUUACAUGGACUGAUUUUUUUUUCUUGGAGGGGGGGUUGCUUGGGAAAAAAAAAUAUUUUCCACAAAAGAUGCGAUGCAAUCCUUAUAACAAAGAAUAACAAAAAUGUGUUUUAAAAAUGCACUUGUCUACAGAAAUGUCUGGUGACAAAUUUAAUGUGUGUUAUACAGAAUUUGAGAGGUACCAUAAUGGACUCAUGUAAUGUAUGGAACCAUCAUCAACCAACAUAUAAUAUAGCUCUAUUUUGUGUGAUUAAUCCAGAUAUUUCAUUGUUGAUAUCCACGUUGUGCUGAAUCUAACCUUUUAAAGACAAUUCGACGGGAACAGUUUACUGUAAUUACUGAAAUUUGCA